CAUAGGUAUUUGUGUUUUUAAUUUUGACAAAUUGGAUUCGUGUAUGGACUAUGAACUCUUAUCUUUGAAUAACAUUUUAAAAGAGCAAAAUAUACAUCAUGGCCCAGCCACAUAGAAAAGCGGUUUUGAAUCUUUAUAAAACGCUCCUCUAUCUGGGUCGAGAUUGGCCUCAAGGUUUCGACUUGUUUAGAAAAAGGCUUCAUAAAGUAUUUAGCAAGAAUAGUGAAGAAACUGAUCCACAAAAAAUACAAAUAAUGGUAAAACAUGGUGAGUUUGUUGUUAAAGAAAUUGAAGCACUAUAUAAGUUGAAGAAGUACAGAGCAAUGAAGAGACGAUAUUAUGACGAUAACUAAACACAUAAUCACUGACACUUGGUAACUAAAAAAAUAAGAAUAAUAAACGUUAAGAAAUCUAAGUUUCAAAAAAAAUAUAUCAAAAUAUUUUAAAUCAAGUUGUAGUAUUAGAAUAAUUUUAUGUUUUAAUAUGCGACGGUAACCACUCACCAUCAGGUGGGCCGUAUGCCCGUCUGCCUACAAAGGCAAUAAAAAAAAAAAAAAAAAUACAGAUGCCACUCUUUGAUUAUUUUAUAAGACCUGUAUAAUAAUAUGCUAUAAAAUUCGUUUCAAAUUAUAAUUUAAAUCAUUUUUAUCAAUGUCAAAGCAAAGUAAUAUUUGACAUAAUUAUAGUAUAGAAUGUAGAGUUGCUUGUAAAUUUAAAAUGUUUGAAAUAUGUAUAUAAUAGUAAGAUUGUACCUUAGAAUAGGUUAUUGUAUUUAACAAUAAUUCUUAUGAGAAAAUAAUAACUAAAUUCUUAGUACAUAAGUAUAUAUUACUUUGGAUUAAUAAUGUUGGGACUAUACUGUGAUUUAAAAAUUAAACACAAAAUCUAUGUCAUAAUGUAUUAUAGACAUGUUUCAUAGUUACAUAAUUCAUUAUUUAAUAAAUUCUUAAACUAAAUCAUUCUAAUAUUAAAAUAAAACAUAUGUGUUUUUCAAUGAAAUUUCAUAAUAAAUUUUGUAAACAAGAUAAUGAUUAUCAAUGAUUUCCAUUUAAAUGGCAUAUGAUAUGACAACUUUAUCAAUCAAUUUUAGUGAUAAGUUUAUAUACAUUAUGUUUAUGACAACAAUUGUGUGAUAGUAAAGUAAUAAGUAUCAUUUUACCAGUGCAUAAUAUGGCCAAAGAAACAGUAACCCUGAUAUUAUAAUUGAAAAAGCAUAUCUAAUUUUCUACAUUUUAAAGACUCCUACAUUUUUUUAAAAUAUCGAUACAUAUUUAUAUCAUACCUGCUAAUUAUUCUAAAAACUAAAAAAAUAAAAAAAUUGUUUCUAAGUCAUUGAUAAUCUUGGAUUAUAUAACAGAGUAUGUAUUGAGAUAAUAUAAAACAAAUUAGUUAAAAAAAUGGUAAGGAAACUGAUAAAUUUUUAAAAUAGUAAUUAUGUAAACUAAAGUCUACGAGAUUUAAGUGAUUCAAAUUAAAUUAAAUUUAUGUUUGACUUUAAAAAAAACUUGAUAAUUUAAAUAAAGGAAUUUAAUGAAA
This is a messenger RNA of Bombyx mori (domestic silkworm), 1536 nucleotides long. It is a transcript of the gene osi, whose product is annotated as electron transfer flavoprotein regulatory factor 1. The coding region runs from base 99 to 353 and encodes 84 amino acids. Gene Ontology annotation, cellular component: mitochondrion. NCBI's taxonomy places the organism in Eukaryota, Metazoa, Arthropoda, Insecta, Lepidoptera, Bombycidae. Gene Ontology annotation, biological process: respiratory electron transport chain. The record is from RefSeq and is a predicted model, not a curated record. The transcript has 2 exons.